Molecule: messenger RNA, 955 nt
Organism: Phanerochaete carnosa HHB-10118-sp
Lineage: Eukaryota; Fungi; Basidiomycota; Agaricomycetes; Polyporales; Phanerochaetaceae
Exons: 4
Coding region: 36-827 (263 amino acids)
Source: RefSeq, a predicted model, not a curated record
ACUGCGAAGCAGCAGCAGAACACGAGGCAGUCAGCAUGGAUAUAGAUCAGGAGCAUCUUGAUCUCGCGCCCGCUCAAGCACAUACUCUGAGUGAAAACUCUACCCCCAUGCCAGCUCCCAGCUCGGAUGCUGUCGCCAACGCUAUCGAGCGGAGGCUGCGAGAACAGCGUAAGCAACCUCAGCAAGACAAGGGCAAGAGCUAUGCGGCGUUUGACGAGGACCACGAGAAGCGGCAAGAAUUUCGCCGCAUGGUAGAUCCAGGGAUCCUCAGGCCGAAUGCAAGGCCAUUGGCCUUGGAGUCUCUCCAAACACUCCUCAAGCUCGCUGAGAACAUUAUACAAAACCCGAACGAGCUGAAGUACCAGAAGUUCAAGACUACGAACGGCAAUAUAAAGCGUCUCAUCAUCGAUCCCAAGGGCACUCUCGAGUAUGCCAGAGAAAUGGGCUUUGAUCCACAAGUCGAAGACUAUCAACCGCUUUAUGUAUUCAAGCCGAGGCGCAUCGGAGACUUGCGCAUCGGCGCAGAGAUUCUCAAGGAAGCUCUGGAUCGCGAAAUGACCAAGGAGGAGCGCGCAGAACGUGCUAAGCAGCAAGAGAAGGCUGUCGCCGCAGCCCAGAUUGCCAACAUUAAGCAGCAGUUCCUCGACGACCGCAAAUCACAGGCCCUGCGAACUCGUCGAGAGGAAGAGCAGCGUCAAGCCCAAGCCGCUGUCGCAGCGAGGCAGCCGCCCAUGUCGCCUACAUCACCUCCAGGUACUAUGCCUUCUGGCGAUGGUCGUAUUCUCAGUGAAAACGUCGUCUCCAUUCAAGAAGACUACGACGACUAAGCCAUCCUAAUACGAGAUACAAACGUAGAGGACGGAAUUUCAUCAAUAGUCGCAUAACUCGCGGCGUACACAAUAUUUGUUCGCAUAUCCCAUUGUAUUGCUAAGCCGAUUGUAUGUAUUAACUCUCC